UCGGCGCCACAGAUCUUGGCGCCGAGCUAAGCGCCACAGGUCUUGGCGCCGAGCUCGGCGCCAUGGAUCUUGGCACCGAGCGUGCUUCCUUAACCCCGCGCCCUCUUCCCUUUCCCGAGCGUGCCUCCAUUGUUCAUCCUUCCUUCUCGGGUUUUUUCUCCACCUCAACUCGCCCAACCCUCCGAUUCGUCGUAUUUGACUGUGAAAACUUUGAUUUCAUCCGUAGAUCGUCAAGAGUAAGGUAUUCUCUCUCACCUCCUAAAUUUGUGUGUUUUCAUUUGGUCUAUUGUACGCGUAUUUUCGAAAUUUAGGAACUUAGGGUUUAGGUUGUAAUUGUUGUAACGUGUAUUAUGCAACUAGGAUGCCUAGGCGGGGGAAAUCAAAGAAACCCCCCCGGUGCGGACUGGUGAUGCUUAUGUCCGGUUGCCGCUGCCAAGUGGAUUUCCUGUACCGAUGUGCUUCUGCGGUGAUCCUUGCAAGGUAGAUGUGUCCGUUGAAGAGGACACAUAUAGACAGAGAUAUUGGAUGUGUGCCAACUAUGCCUUCGAUCCAACACCUCGUCAGAUCCGCAUUGGGUUGCUGACCCCUCCCCCGCUCUGUGACUUUGAGCAGUGGAUUGACACUGAGAUCAAGGAGGAGGACAAGAGGUAUAUGGAGAUGUGCAAGAAGUGGGAAGCAGAGCGGCUAGAGAGGGUGGAGAAGAGACGCCAGGAGGAGGCAGCAGAAAAGGAGCGGCAGGAAAAACAGCAAAGGAGGCUGCCAGCUGAGCGUAGGGAGGAGAGGGAGCGGUAGCUUGAGCGUUUUUGCUGUGCUAAAGCCGCAAUGGAGGAGAAUCCAGAUGCUUUGAGGAAGGGGAAGUGGCCUCGUUGCACGCAGUAGGAUACAUGUUUUCAUUGGGCAAGUCUAGCUAGUAAUGAACUAUUCUGGUCGACUGAUGUCGUGCUAUCAUGUAAUGAACUAUUAGGUGUGUGCUAUCUUUUAUUUAUGUCUGUUCUUGUGUUGUCAUGUACUGAACUUUUUGAUGAGCUAUCAUGUACUCUAGUUUUAAUAUAUUGCCAUCAUUCC
Messenger RNA from Panicum virgatum (switchgrass), 1065 nucleotides. RefSeq lists its product as uncharacterized. The record is from RefSeq and is a predicted model, not a curated record. The coding region runs from base 454 to 792 and encodes 112 amino acids. Lineage: Eukaryota; Viridiplantae; Streptophyta; Magnoliopsida; Poales; Poaceae. The transcript is spliced from 2 exons.